AUGGUGUAUGAGGAGCCAUAUGAGGCUGUGUAUGAGGAUGUCCAGGAGGAGGAGGAGGAGGAGGAGGAGGAGUCAUGCGAGGAGGAGGACCCGGAGUGUGUGGGUGAUGGAGACUACAGGACGGUGAAGGUGCCGAGGCCGCUCGUCAGGGCACAGGUGGAGGGCACGCCUUGCUGCGUCGUCUGGGCCACCUGUCAGGUGACUGGGGAAGAGGACCUGGUGGUAGUAGGCCUGGAGGAUGGCUCAGUGAACCUAUUCGUGUUUCAUAUGGCCAUCAGGACCAAGGAGGAGCACCUCACCCUCAUCCAGGUGGAGCGGCCCCACGAAGCCCCUAUCCUCCACAUGAGUGCAUCAAAGAAAGCCAAGCCUGGAGAAGCAAGGACAACCCCGGUGCUUGUGACAGCCGCAGCCGACAGACGAGUCUUCAUAUUCCGGCUCAUCAGAGUUGGAAAAAUAACAAAAUUAGAGCCUGUUGGAUUCCACCAUUUAGAUUCUGUGCCAGAGAGGAUUGAAGUAAAAGGGGAGACUAUUCAAGUUGUAAUGCUUGAUGGUAUUGUUCUGGAAAUCGCAGCCUACCCAGGCACCAGCACAGCGACGGCGAGGUCGACCACAUCCUCCACAGUGACGCCCAACACCUCGGCGAGGGCGGCGUCCGACUCCUGGCUGCUGCAACGGCACACGGGGCCCAGGGAGUCCUGGCAGGGCGUGAGGGUAGUGCGGCACCAGCUGCUGGAGGAGGCUGCCAGGGUGGUGCACCACCAGGAGGCUGCCAGUCCUGGCUGCUCCUACCACGACCACAAUCUCAUCCUCGCAGUUCCUUCGCCUGAUGGAGAAACAGUGGUAGGAGUGACGUCCCAUGGCCGCCUGGUCCACAUACAUCAGUCCCACAAGUCCUACAGCAUCAGGGUCUCUGGCGAGACACUGGCCAGUCCCACCUCAGCCAAAACACACACUCAAGUUAUCAGGCGGCCAACUAUCAUCUGUCGCAAAGACGUUGGUGGGAGCGCUAGUGAGAACGGGCGUCGGAACGCGGUAGCCUGCGUGAGUGAGGACGGGGCGUGGGCGGCUGCCUGGGUACUGGGCAACGACCUUUUCCUCUACAAAGCUACAGGGGCAUCUUUUCCUGGGCCGCAGGAGACGCAGACGCAGCUGCGCUUUCUAGGCGUGCGGGGCGUGGGGGUGAGCGGCGCGGCGCCCAGUCUGGAGCAGCGGGCGCAGAAGGAGGCGGCUGACCGUCGCAGGGCCAGCAUGGAACACCAGGCUACGCUCCUCCAGCAGAAGCUCUCCAAGCUCAAGUGGGAUUUUAAAAAGCUGACUGUAAGGUAG
Messenger RNA from Procambarus clarkii (red swamp crayfish), 1326 nucleotides. The record is from RefSeq and is a predicted model, not a curated record. Lineage: Eukaryota; Metazoa; Arthropoda; Malacostraca; Decapoda; Cambaridae.